Messenger RNA from Exserohilum turcica Et28A, 381 nucleotides. RefSeq lists its product as uncharacterized. The transcript is spliced from 2 exons. Bases 1 to 381 code for a protein of 126 amino acids. The record is from RefSeq and is a predicted model, not a curated record. Lineage: Eukaryota; Fungi; Ascomycota; Dothideomycetes; Pleosporales; Pleosporaceae.
AUGUCAAACAAACUCAUGGAUACUGAAGCUGGCGGCGAGCAAACCCAGUACGAAGGCAUCCAUACAUACGUCGAACCGCACGACAAGAAGUACGGUCAAUUCAGUGACUCUUCAGAAGGCACAUCGGUCCACACAAAGACGGCGGACCCUGGCGCCCCAAACACACACGGCAUUACGCCUGCGGACAAGAUUCGCUAUGGACAGAGUAUCCAGGAGGGCGGCAUGGGGGGCAAGACCACGAGUUCAAGCGGAGAGACGAAAGCUGAGACGGGGUUUGGAGGCACUGCGGCGCUGAGUGACGACAACGAGAGUGCGGCGAAGCAGAGACGGGAGCAAGGAUAUGGCGGAAGCAAAGACAUGGACCGGACUAUUGGUGCGUAG